UUAUUUAAUUAUGUAUUCCGCUAUGUACAAGUUCUAAAAUUGAUCUCAACUCUAAUUGAGUAGAAGUCCCUGACUUCAAUUUGAGUAUUAUUGGGUGAUAUAUUUGUCUUGACUCAACACACUUCCGUAUUCUACUUUUGUUGUUCUGAUUCUUGUUGAAGUUCUUUCAAUAUCUUCUUUCUAUUGUCAACUUCUUGAUCAACUCUGGAUGUAACAUAUUCACCAAUACCAGCGAAAAUCAAAAAUGAAAAUCCAACAUAGUACCUAGCUGUCACUGGCAAUGCAUUCCAUCUGGCCCAAAGACCCAUAUUGCUAAUACACUUAUAAAGUAGUUUAAGAAGAAGGUUGACUCAAUUAUAUACGAUUUUCAAUAAUAUCUCCAGAAAAUCAAUUGCUCGAUAUUUUCCAUCGCCUGUAUAUAAAAUUAUUCACUGUGAUAAUAUCGAGAAGAAGAGAUAUUAUGCUCUAUGUCUUUAUGAAGUAGUUGGUAUGAUAUGUCAGAGACUUUGAUUAGUAAAAGACUAGGUGUUACAAAGACUGAAUUGCCACCAUGUUGUUUGAGAUAUGUGCCUAAUGAUAAUACAAUCUUAAUUUUGGGUACUUACAAGUUGGAAGAUGAUGGCAGUCGUCAUGGAUCUCUUGAUAUAUAUAAAAAUGACGAUGGUCAAUUAUCAUUUAUUUCCAAAGAACCUACCGCUAGUGCCAUUUUAGACAUUAAAUUCAACCCUCAAGAUGAUUCAAUGCUUAUUUCAGCACAUUCAACUGGUGAAAUAAUGGUUUGGAAGUACGACCAAGAAAAUAAGUCAUUAGAAAUAAAAGAAAUAAUGCAAAUAUUUGAACGUGAGUAUUUGGUUACUUCCAUAGUAUUUUCAAUUACUAGUCCAAACAUCCUAUUAGCAACUUCAACUUCUGGUGAACUGUCAAUCGUGGAUUUAUACUCAAAGACCAACGAGACUUUAUUUACUACCCAUGAAUUAGAAUGUUGGACAGGUAAUUUUGGUGAACUAGGAGAAUUAUCAAAUGUUGUAUACACUGGAGGUGAUGAUGCGAAAUUAAUAGCCCAUGAUUUGAGAACAAUGGAUAAGAUUUGGUCUACCACUUCUCGUCAUCAUGAUGCUGGUGUAGUAUCUAUUUUACCAUCAGGAACCUCAUGGAACAAUGCUAAUCCUCAUCAAUUAUGGUCUGGUUCAUAUGAUGAUAACCUUAGGAUAUUUGAUCUUCGUUUGAUGGACAAAUCAAAUCCAUCAUUAAUACCUGGAUACAUACCGAAAAUACUCAAGCAAGAAAAUUUGGGUGGUGGUGUAUGGAGAUUGAUCCCAAGUCCAAUUGAAGGCGAUGAGCGAGUACUAGCGUGUUGCAUGUAUGACGGUGCUAGAGUAAUAAAUCCCCUUGCUGAUAAUGGAUUUGAAGUUUCAAGAUACUUCAAAGGAGACCACUCUAGUAUGUGUUAUGGGGGUGAUUGGGCAGAGAAAACAAAUACCAUAGCGACCUGUUCUUUCUACGAUAAUAUUCUACAAGUAUGGUCACCUAACGAAAUAGAGUGAUUCAAUAGAAUCUUAUUUUAAAACGUAAU
This is a messenger RNA of Scheffersomyces coipomensis, 1573 nucleotides long. RefSeq names its product diphthamide synthase. The transcript has a single exon. The record is from RefSeq and is a predicted model, not a curated record. Gene Ontology annotation, molecular function: protein binding; diphthine methylesterase activity. Gene Ontology annotation, biological process: protein histidyl modification to diphthamide. Lineage: Eukaryota; Fungi; Ascomycota; Pichiomycetes; Serinales; Debaryomycetaceae. The coding region runs from base 495 to 1544 and encodes 349 amino acids. Gene Ontology annotation, cellular component: cytoplasm.